This is a messenger RNA of Rodentolepis nana, 828 nucleotides long. NCBI's taxonomy places the organism in Eukaryota, Metazoa, Platyhelminthes, Cestoda, Cyclophyllidea, Hymenolepididae. The record is from the annotation of a GenBank genome assembly.
AUGAAAAAGCCCAACCAAUUGCCUAGUGAGAAUAAUAGGAAAUCAACGACUAAUACAAAUCCACAAGAUUCACUAGUUGAUCCUCAAAAUUCAGACCAAAUCCACGUCGAUUCUCUUUCUUCUAAAGCCAGUAGUGAGACAUAUUCUAGCUUCAUCGCCAACGAUCGUUCAAAUUCUGCCACUCCAGUACGCCGUCAACCAAAUGCAGCUGCUCUGAAAGCCUCAAGAUACCUAGACAAUGACGAUGGAAGAUAUCUACAGUGGCCUCCCCCUGAACCUAGACGGCAAAAUCAAAGAACCCUCCUUCCCCCAAUUGGCAUGUUCUUCGGUGCUCCUGCUAGACUUCAGCCUGAUCGGAAUAUUUGGCUAUUCGGACAUCCUGCACAAGUUCAACAACUGAUGCCUGAAAAUACUCCCCGGAUAGAGAGUGUUGAUGUCGAGGAAGAAGAAACUCAAAGACUUCCUGGGGAUGAUACUGCCGACACAGAUAUAAGAGUAAAUGGGCAAACUAUUUCAGUAUUUGAGAUGUCAGACAUUGCAAAUACUCAAGCAGAGACGUCUGAAGAGUUAGAUACUAACAUGGAAGAAUUUCAAGCUCAAGAGAAUUCAAUAGUAUCCGAAGAUAUCCAUGAUGCAAUCGGUGGUGAGAGAGCAAAUGCCGAGCCUCCUGCAGGGCCGAUAGUUUUUGUUAUUGUGGAUACGAAUGAUGGUGGACCGGAAGAUGAUGAGCGAAUAGCCGAACAAUUUCAAUUUGCCUUGAUGCAUCUUCUGGCACAUCUUGAAAUGAACUCGGGGGAAGAUGGCCAGCAAAACGACGAACCGGAGUAA